GGCAUUUGACAGAGUAAAUUACGAUGUUCUAAUAGGCAAGCUUUCAGAUGUAAAUAUCAAAGGAAACCUACUGAGAUGGUUAGAUUCUUAUAUAAGAAAUCGUUGUCAAGCCGUUGUAGUUGGUGGUUAUAGGUCUAACUUUGUAGAUAUCCCGUCAGGUGUGCCGCAGGGUUCACAUAUGGGACCUUUGCUGUAUAAUAUCUAUCUUUAUGAUAUAGAUAAAUGCCUUCAUAGUUCUAAAUUCCUUUUAUAUGCGGACGAUAAAAAGAUAUUUACCAAAAUAGCUAGUUUAGAUGAUUGUCUUUCACUUCAAAACGACCUUAAUAGAUUAACAAAUUACUAUAACAUAAAUAAGAUAUCAGUUAAUAUAAAUAAAUGUCAAAAAAUAACUUUCUCUAGGAAUAAAAAAAAUAUUAUAAAUUUUGAAUAUUCAAUCUGCAACGAAAAAAUUCCAUCCACUAAUACAGUAAGAGAUUUAGGCGUGAUACUGGACGAGAAACUCACGUACAACGACCACAUUGACUACGUCACAAAUAAGGCAUUUGCUAAUUUAGGUUUUGUUUUGCGCACAGCUGAACCUUUUGACGAUAUACGAUGUUUAAAGGUCUUAUACUUUGCAUAUGUUCGGAGUAUCCUUGAGUUUGCAUGUGUAAUAUGGCGACCAAUCUACAAAUGUUAUAUCAAUAGGCUAGAAAAGAUACAAAAAAUAUUUUUUAAGAAAUUAAAUUUUAAAUCCAAACAUUUCCCUGUAAGCUAUGAGCAGGCUUGUCUACAUUAUAAUAUUAACGCGUUAUCGGAUAGAAGAGAUCUAAUUGACGUAAUGUUCUUGUUUGAUAUUCUAAAUAAUAAAUUUGACUGUAUCUCUAUUUUGAAUCCUUUAAAUUUUCGGGUUCCCAGUCAAGGCACUCGACAAAAAAAUUUGUUCUUAGUGCCGUCAACGUCUACAAACUAUCUUAAAAAUUCUCCAUAUUUCAGACUCCCUGAAGUAUAUAAUAAUAAAUUUUGCUCAGCUGAUAUAUUUUGUUUAUCACGCCCUAGAUUUAAAAGUGCAAUUCUUCAGAUUAUAAAUAACUUAAAUAAGUAAUACACACACACUCAC
Messenger RNA from Colias croceus (clouded yellow), 1099 nucleotides. RefSeq lists its product as uncharacterized. The transcript has 2 exons. Bases 179 to 1084 code for a protein of 301 amino acids. The record is from RefSeq and is a predicted model, not a curated record. NCBI's taxonomy places the organism in Eukaryota, Metazoa, Arthropoda, Insecta, Lepidoptera, Pieridae.